Molecule: messenger RNA, 1032 nt
Organism: Cantharellus anzutake
Lineage: Eukaryota; Fungi; Basidiomycota; Agaricomycetes; Cantharellales; Hydnaceae
Product: purine and uridine phosphorylase
Exons: 9
Coding region: 1-1032 (343 amino acids)
Biological process (GO): uridine catabolic process
Cellular component (GO): cytosol
Molecular function (GO): uridine phosphorylase activity
Source: RefSeq, a predicted model, not a curated record
AUGAGGGCGAAGUUUACUGAUGCUAAUUUCCCGAGAUCCGAGGAUGGUCGAGUGUACCAUCUUGGUCUCCGACUGGGGGAACUUGCCAAUCGAAUCGUCACUGUAGGCGAUCCUCAUCGAGCUCUCAAAUUGGCGGAGAAGUUCGACCACAAUGAUGGUGGUAUCAUCAAAGUAGAGAGCGACCGCGGUUUCCUAACCAUGACAGGCACAUACAAGGGUGUACCCCUGAGUGUCGUUGCGAUAGGCAUGGGUUUCGCAAACAUGGACUUCUUCGUGCGGGAGUGCCGGGAAUGUGUCGAUGGAGACAUGUACAUCAUCCGAUUUGGUUCUUGUGGCGGACUUGCUAACGUACCUGCAGGCUCUGUUGCAGUGCCUGAAGCCAGUGUUGCCAUAACGAGGAAUUACGAUUACGAUUUCACUUCCUCCAGGACAGGAGAUGGUUUCGCAAAGGAUGCGUAUCGAAUCAGCAAACCGGUACCCGCAGAUCCUUAUCUCCGGAAAAAGCUGGUUGAAUCAUUGAAACAACUCGCUCCACCUGGCUCAAACAUACUGGACACUUGUGUAAAUGCAUCCGCAGAUUCCUUCUAUUCCUCUCAAGGGCGUCAAACGGCAUUCUUAGACCAUAACGAAAAUCUGAUCGAGUAUGCGUUAUCCGUCGUUCCAAAACUAAGGAGUUUGGAGAUGGAGACUUUCCACCUGCUCCACUUAGCCCAUGUCUUUCAACCAUCCAACACUGCGAGCGACGAAAUUCCGCUGUCGAAGCUCAGUGAAUCAUCUGCUGUUCCCCCGAUAAGCCUCCCUGCGUCACAUACAACGACGCCGAGUGGGGCAGGAUCACAUAAUAUCACACCUCUCAAGGAAAAGUUGCAUGUGGCAACAGAGGGUCGAAGAUGGCAAGGCAGGAUAUGUGCAUGCUCCGCACAAAUGGUAUUUGCAUCCAGGACAACAAAUGAUAUUAUUACGCCGGAGCUGGUUGGGUCUCUUCAAGAUUGGGCAGGCAGAGCAUGUAUGGAAGCUUUGAUCUCCGCGUAG